CUCUGCAGCCGCGCCUCCGAGCCGUCCUGCAGGCUCAGGUUCUGACUUCUUCGUUCUCUGUCCCCCAAACACGAUGAGGGGCCCUCUCUGCUGGCCGCUGGCUAUGUUGCUGCUCUUUCUCCAGCCCUGGGAAACACAGCUCCAGUCUAUAGGCCCCAGGUGCCGUACUGGGCCUCUGGAUCUGGUGCUCGUGAUUGACAGCUCCCGCAGCGUGCGCUCCUUCGAGUUCGAGACGAUGCGGCAGUUCCUAGUGCGCCUCGUCCGCAGCCUGGACGUGGGGCUCAACGCCACGCGCGUCGGCGUGAUCCAGUAUUCGAGUCAAGUGCAGAGCGUCUUCCCGCUCGGAGCCUUCUCGCGCCGUGAGGACAUGGAGCUCGCCAUCCGCGACCUGGUCCCGCUAGCGCAGGGCACCAUGACGGGACUGGCCAUCCAGUACGCCAUGAACGUGGCCUUCAGCGAGGCCGAGGGCGCGCGGCCGCUGGAGCAGCGCGUGCCGCGCAUCGCUGUCAUUGUGACCGACGGGCGGCCCCAAGACCGUGUGGCCGAGGUGGCUGCUCGAGCGCGCGCCCGCGGCAUUGAAAUUUACGCGGUAGGGGUGCAGCGAGCGGACGUGGGCUCCCUGCGCGCCAUGGCGUCGCCCCCACUGGACGAGCACGUCUUUCUCGUUGAAUCCUUUGACCGUAUCCAGGAGUUUGGCCUGCAGUUCCAGGGACGACUGUGCGGGAAGGACCCGUGUGCUGAGUGGGGACAUGGCUGCCAGCACCAGUGUGUCAAUGCCCCAGGAACAUUCUACUGUGCCUGCAACUCUGGCUACAAACUAGCAGCGGAUAAGAAGAGGUGUUUGGCCAUUGACCUGUGUGCUGAAGGGGCCCACGGCUGUGAGCACCACUGCAUCAAUUCCCCCGGCUCCUAUUUCUGUCGUUGUCAGCCUGGAUUUGUACUUCAGCAAGACCAGAGGAGCUGCAGGGUCAUUGACCACUGCAGCUUCGGAAAUCACAGCUGCCAGCAUGAAUGUGUUAGCACCCUUGCAGGGCCACAGUGCCUUUGCAGAGAGGGUCACGACCUGCUGCCUGAUGGGAAGAGCUGUCAGGUUAGGGACCUGUGCAAUGGUGUGGACCAUGGCUGUGAGUUCCAGUGUGUGAGCGAGGGCCUCUCCUACCGCUGCCUGUGUCCCGAGGGGCGGCAACUUCAUGCAGAUGGCAAGAGCUGCAACUGGUGCCGCGAAGGCCACGUGGACCUCGUUCUGCUCGUGGACGGCUCGAAGAGUGUGCGCCCGCAGAACUUCGAGCUGGUGAAGCGCUUUGUAAAUCAGAUCGUGGACUUCCUGGAUGUGUCCCCCGAGGGCACGCGCAUCGGGCUGGUACAGUUCUCCAGCCGCGUGCGCACAGAGUUCCCCCUGGGCCGCUACGGCUCUGCCGCGGAGGUGAAGCGGGCGGUCCUGGCGGUGGAGUACAUGGAGCGCGGAACCAUGACCGGGUUGGCGCUGCGCCACAUGGUGGAGCACAGCUUCUCCGAGGCGCAGGGCGCGCGGCCCCGCGCCCUCCAUGUGCCGCGAGUGGGCCUCGUCUUCACCGACGGCCGUUCCCAGGAUGACAUCUCCGUGUGGGCAGCGCGCGCCAAGGAGGAAGGUAUCGUCAUGUACGCGGUGGGUGUGGGCAAGGCGGUGGAGGAGGAGCUGCGCGAGAUCGCCUCGGAGCCGGCUGAGCUGCACGUGUCCUACUCCCCGGACUUCAGCACCAUGACACACCUGCUGGAGAACCUCAAAGGCAGCAUCUGUCCGGAGGAGGGGAUCGGCGCCGGGACAGAACUUCGGAGCCUUUGCGAGUGCGAAGGCCUCGUCGAGUUCCAGGACCGCACGCUGGGGGCGCUGGAGAGCCUGACGCAGACCCUGGCCCAGCUGACCGCUCGCCUGGAGGAUCUGGAGAACCAGCUGGCCAGCCAGAAGUGAGGGCCGCGGGUGGCCCGGGCCCGGUGGGGACCCCGCGCGGGCAGAGUCCACGCCUGGACUGUCGGGGGAAGGCGCUGGCGGGCUCCCAGCGCUGCGCUGAGCUGGCCUCGCCUGGACCGGGAGCCGGACUUCGGGAACGCGGCCGUGUCCGGGCGGGGGGGCUGCUGGACCCUCACGCCCUCGCCACGUGCUGCGCUGUUCUUUGUUGGAUUUCUUUGUUUUCUUUUUCUUAAAAAAACAGAACUGGUUUCCGUGGGGUCGUUUUGUGGGCCUUGCUGCCCUGCCAGGGGGAAGGGAGGCCAGACUGGGCGCGCUCCAUUGGCGCCCGGGUGGCGUCUCCUGUGAGAAAGGCUCAUUGUGCGGGGGUCGGGCUGGGGAGCUGGGGACCCGCGCUGCUUCCCCCUUCUUGUUUAUUCAGCCGAGAACAGAUGGCUUCUUAUGCAGGAUGUGUGUGUGUGCUGGGGGGCGGUGUUCCAAGGGGAAGCCUGGGGGUCUGAGCGAUGUUCCACCUCCCGCACCCCCCAACGCAGCGAACAUCUCACUGAGGCAGUGCCCCGGAAUCUGGCUCAAAAGCUGUGGGAGAGUUGGUGCAAAAGUGGGAGGCAGCGACUGAACCCCUAAGUGGAUGAAGCAGGGACAAAUAAAUCAGUUUUGUCCUGAUUUUAUCUCCCUCCUGCGACAGGUGGGAAGAGAAGGAGGUAUUAAGUAGGACCCCUGGCCCAGCCUGUGGCCGUCCGUCCCUCUGCCACACUCCCCUGCAACAAACAAAACACAUUUCUCUUUCAGUAAAAAACACCAACUGCUACCAUUCCUCAGGUGCAUGUGAGAGACUGCAAAGUUUAAAAUGCUUCCAGUUCUGGCGUGGUUUUAGGAAAAUUACUGUGGGUUUGUUCCCUCAUUGAUAAAGUGUAGAUUCAACUCGUUACCCUCAAGGGUAAUGAGCCGGAGGAAGUUCUUCUAAGGUAUGUGACGAAGUGUGUGGUACAUAUCAGGCCCUCAAUCAUUCUUAUUAAUUGCUGGCCAUUAAUUAUUUUCCAGUAACAGCUAACAUAUUUAGUUUGG
This is a messenger RNA of Fukomys damarensis (Damara mole-rat), 3010 nucleotides long. It is a transcript of the gene Matn4, whose product is annotated as matrilin 4. The transcript is spliced from 11 exons. The record is from RefSeq and is a predicted model, not a curated record. Gene Ontology annotation, molecular function: calcium ion binding. Lineage: Eukaryota; Metazoa; Chordata; Mammalia; Rodentia; Bathyergidae. The coding region runs from base 74 to 1948 and encodes 624 amino acids.